CGCCGCGCUACCAAAUUCAUUCGAAAACCCCAAUGCCCCCCGAUCCCUCCAAACCCCACAAAAUUUCGCCCAAAAACCAAAAAUUUCAAGCCCCGCGCGGCCGCGCGCCAACUCCCAGAUCCCACCACUACUUAAUCGCACCCAACCCCGCACCAAUUCCUCACACCACCACGCCAAAUCACCCGCAAAUCACGCGCCCCGCUAGUCUUAUUCGAGCCCGAAUCACCGUCCCCUUCGUCACCCAACUCGCGCCAACCCAAAUGGCCCGCACGAAGCAGACAGCGCGCAAGUCGACCGGCGGUAAGGCGCCCCGGAAGCAGCUGGCCACCAAGGCGGCGCGCAAGUCGGCCCCGGCGACCGGCGGAGUGAAGAAGCCGCACCGCUUCCGCCCCGGCACCGUCGCGCUCCGUGAGAUCCGCAAGUACCAGAAGAGCACGGAGCUGCUGAUCCGCAAGCUCCCCUUCCAGCGCCUGGUCCGCGAGAUAGCGCAGGACUUCAAGACCGACCUCCGGUUCCAGUCCUCCGCCGUCGCGGCGCUGCAGGAGGCGGCCGAGGCGUACCUGGUGGGGCUGUUCGAGGACACCAACCUCUGCGCCAUCCACGCCAAGCGCGUCACCAUCAUGCCCAAGGACAUCCAGCUCGCCCGCCGCAUCCGCGGGGAGCGCGCCUAGGCACCCCUGCUGUCUGUUCGUCGCUUGAAUGCUUUUAGGUUGUUAGGCUGUGUCUUGUGUCAUUAGCUUUUUGCUAUGUGUUGAUGUUAUCGCUUAGGGCCUAUUAUCGCUGUCUUGUGACUACCAGUCUGGAGAAAUGCAAUGGAGGUGAUCUAUUUUAUCCUCA
Molecule: messenger RNA, 837 nt
Organism: Phragmites australis (common reed)
Lineage: Eukaryota; Viridiplantae; Streptophyta; Magnoliopsida; Poales; Poaceae
Product: histone H3.2-like
Exons: 1
Coding region: 33-671 (212 amino acids)
Cellular component (GO): nucleosome
Molecular function (GO): protein heterodimerization activity; DNA binding; structural constituent of chromatin
Source: RefSeq, a predicted model, not a curated record